UGCACUGACGUUUGGUUGACAGUCAACUGACGUUUGCAAAGGAAGGUUUCUCCAGCAGUGGUGCCCAAAGAGAAAAAAUCAAACACAAGGGAAGUAACAAACAAUCGCCGAGGAUGAAAAUCAUACCGAGCGGUUUUGUUGCGGCUUUGCUGUGCCUCGUAAGUGUUGCGGCCGCCGAUAACGGAGUGGAAGAGUUUGAAGAUGCCGCGCGGUAUGCAAUCGAGGGCAAGGUGUACCCGCCCGAACUGUACGGAGGAGAUUCGGAACUGGGCUGGCAGCUCGACACACAGAUCUCCAUCAACGGUGGCGAAUACAAGGGAUUUCUGCGGGAAGACGGUACCUUUCUGAUCAGUUCCGUGCCGUCCGGCAGCUAUGUGGUAGAGAUCGUCAAUCCGGACUAUUACUACGAACCGGUGCGCGUGGAAAUCAACCCCAAGGGGAAGUUCCGCGCUCGUAAGCUGAACUACGUUCAGCCGUCCCAAGUGCUGCAGUUGCCGUAUCCGCUGAAACUGAAGGCCCUCACCCGAUUCCGGUACUUCCAGCAGCGUGAACAGUGGAAAAUAACCGAUUUCCUCUUCAACCCGAUGGUGCUGAUGAUGAUAUUGCCGCUAGGCAUUAUGCUUAUUCUGCCCAAAAUCAUGAGCGAUCCGGAAACGAAGAAGGAGAUGGAAAAUUUGAACUUGUCCAAGAUGACGAACGAUUUGCCUGAAUUCAGCGAAAUGCUUACGUCCUAUUUCACCGGCGGUUCUGCUGCGGCUGCUGCUGCUGCAGCCAAGGCUAGUAAGGAGAAGGAUAAACCCAAACCAAAGCAAAGCAAAAAGAAGAACUAAUCUAUCGUUUAUAUUGUGUAUGAGGGCUAGGGAUUUCUCAUAAAAUAGGGUAAUUUUGGAACAAGAAAGCUAAGCCCCGUAAAACAAUAAAACCGACAUAAAUUGGGAAGUUACGUAUACCGUAUGGUCA
This is a messenger RNA of Anopheles stephensi (Asian malaria mosquito), 960 nucleotides long. It is a transcript of the gene EMC7, whose product is annotated as ER membrane protein complex subunit 7 homolog. NCBI's taxonomy places the organism in Eukaryota, Metazoa, Arthropoda, Insecta, Diptera, Culicidae. The record is from RefSeq and is a predicted model, not a curated record. Gene Ontology annotation, molecular function: carbohydrate binding. Gene Ontology annotation, cellular component: EMC complex. The coding region runs from base 114 to 830 and encodes 238 amino acids. The transcript is spliced from 2 exons.